AACCGUUCUAACUUCCCUACUCUCGAUGAAAAUAAUAGAAUCGCCUCUCUCAUAGGCUGCUGUUUUGGGAUGUAGACGCUAGUUGUAUUGUUCAUAAACAUUGAACACAACGUUCUUAAUCCAAGUCCAUUGUUAGAAUUGGUCGAAAAGGUUGUGAGGAAGAUGACCUACGUAGUCCUUUUCAAAACAGAAGCAGGUGGCACUAGUCGUGAUGAUUAUGUAGAAAUUCUUCAGAAAUCCGGCAUCGUAGCUAAAGUAAUUUCGCCUCUGACUUUUGCAUUUAUAAAUGAAGAAAAGUUAGGAAUAUCCCUUAAAAACCCUAAAGAUUUCAGUGGCAUCAUUUUUACUAGCAAGAGAGCGGUAGAAGCUGUUUCUGGAGUGUUAAAAAAAUGUGAUAAAAGUAUUAUAUCUGAAUGGAAAUAUAAGACUAAUUUUGCCGUUGGUGAAUCAACAUCUGAUCUAGCUCGAACUGUACUGGACCUCCAUACUGUAGGUAAAGAUUGUGGCAGUAGUGAAAAACUUUGUAGUCUUAUUAAAUCAAACUAUGUGCCAUUAGAGAAGCCACUGCUCUUUCCUUGUAGUAAUAAAAGACAAGACACAAUACCUGAAAUUUUGCCGAGUUGUGGUGUGCAUGUUGAAGAAGUUAUUUGUUAUGAAACUGUUUCUAAUCCAAACAUGAGAGAUUUGUGGGAAAAUUUGUUGUCAGAUAAGGGUUUGCCAGAAUUAUUAGUUUUUUUUAGUCCUUCAGGGGUGGAAUUUAGUUACAAAAUGAUCAAAUCUUCUUACGCAGGUGAUUUUAAGCAGCUGAAGUGUAUAGCAGUUGGUCCAACUACUGAAAAAACUUUAUCUGAUUUAAGCAUGCCUGUUCUGAAGACUGCUCAAAGACCAAGUCCAGGAGCUGUAUGUAUUGCUGUAAAGAGUGUGCUUCUAGAGAAAUAAGAAUUUUGUUCAAAAAAAUAUAUAUUUUUUAUUAUUCAAUCUUAAAAAGGGUAUAUUUUUGAAUAAAUUUGUUUUAUAUA
Molecule: messenger RNA, 1019 nt
Organism: Stegodyphus dumicola
Lineage: Eukaryota; Metazoa; Arthropoda; Arachnida; Araneae; Eresidae
Product: uroporphyrinogen-III synthase-like
Biological process (GO): uroporphyrinogen III biosynthetic process
Cellular component (GO): cytosol
Molecular function (GO): uroporphyrinogen-III synthase activity
Source: RefSeq, a predicted model, not a curated record